CGAGCUCGCCCACCGCCCGGAGCAGCGGCCGAGUCAUGCAUGUGAACGGCAAAGUGGCGCUGGUGACCGGCGCGGCGCAGGGCAUCGGCAGGGCCUUUGCGGAGGCGCUCCUGCACAAGGGCGCCAAGGUAGCGCUGGUCGACUGGAACCUUGAAGCAGGUGUAAAGUGUAAAGCUGCCCUGGAUGAGCAGUUUGAACCGCAGAAGACUCUGUUCAUCCAGUGCGAUGUGGCUGACCAGGAACAAUUGAGAGAUACUUUCAGAAAAGUUGUAGACCACUUUGGAAGAUUGGACAUUUUGGUCAAUAACGCUGGAGUGAAUAAUGAGAAAAACUGGGAAAAAACUGUGCAAAUUAAUUUGGUUUCUGUUAUCAGUGGAACAUAUCUUGGCUUGGAUUACAUGAGUAAGCAAAAUGGAGGUGAAGGCGGCAUCAUUAUCAAUAUGUCAUCUUUAGCAGGAAGCCUGCAAGGCUCCAGGGCUGGAUCAAUUUAGGGCUCUGUGGGAGACAUUCUAUACCAUAAGGGGAGGCUUGCCUGCAUCAAAGUAAGUAUGAAUAGCAAAAUGCAAUGUAGCACUGUCUUUUAUCCAAUAAAGACAUUUAAAUGUGUUAACACUUCACAUUCAUUGAGCACUUGCUGUGUAUGUGAUACUGUUUUAAACACUGCGUGAGCAUUACCUCACUGAAUACAACAGACGUGAAGUAGAUUCCGUAAUCCCCAUUUAGUAGAUGAGGAAAUCAAGGUAGGAGAAUUUAAGGAUCUUGCACAAGUGUAUAAGGCAAGGAAGCAGGGAAGCUGGAAUUCACAUGCAAGCAACCUGCUAUAAGACCUCUUCUUUUUUAACCACUAGAUUAUCUAUCUCUUCUCUCUGGGAGUUUGUUAAUUUGUCUCUCCAUCCACCGCCAUUUUGGCCUCACUGUGAAGUAAAAGAAACAGAAUUCCUGUAACUUGAUUAAGCCACGGAAACUUCUUGAGGCCUGGGCACUGCUCUAAUCUAAAGACGACAAGACUAAACCCCAGUGAUAUCUUAAGCUUUUGCCCAUUUGACACACAUGGUAAAGCCCUGAAAACGUUUGAGGAGCUUACCAAAGUCGCAAGUCAAAACACGUCACUGAGAAGAACAAUUUAAGGAUUAUAAUUAGACGUCCACUUGGCUCUCUUGUCUAAGAGCUUGCUCUAUCACACUACCCACCCCAGGGUAUUCUUUCUCUCCUUCCCUAUUUCAGGGUCAACAUUUGGAACCGUGUGUGGGUCUUUCUCUAAUUAUGCAGAUAAGACAGUGAUUAGAUACCAAAAUCAGUGAUAAGAUCAUUUGGGUUUUAAAUUGCCUUUUUGGCACUCUUAUAAUUUGAAGACUAUCCUAACCUUCCUAACUGCAUCUCUGCCUAAUAUUCCUCCCAGCCAGCAGGGUAACUCUAUUUAUAAUGGUUAAGUAGUGUAUCUUUGUCCAUUCUGUAUGACUUGGUGCCUCCAUCCUUGUGAAGAAAGGUUCAUAACGCCUGACCACCAUACCUGUUGCCUUUCUACUAUUUGUCGCUGGCCAGUCUGGACAGGCCCUGCCACCUCUCCUCCCACCCGGGCGUUGUCAUUAAGGUACUUUCAUCUGACAAACAGUAUUAAGAUGUACGAUCUUGUAUUUUGUCCACUCACCAAGCGCUUCUAUUCUUCCCAUAAUAAGAUGAGCUCGAUAAACAUUCAGGAUUUUGUAAUGGUAGAAAAACAGAACCUCUCGGGUGUCACACUUUCCUCAGAAAUGUGAUAAAAAAUUGUCUACCCUUGAAGUCACAGCAUGAUGGGAGAGGCCAGAUGACCAAAAGAGUCUGUGAGGAGUUACCAGAGUCAAAGUAAUUUUUUUUUCCAGUUUUAUUGAGGUAUAGUACACAAAAUUUAGAAAAAAGCAUUUCUAACGCUUGCUUCCUCUGUGUUUUCCAAAAGUGCUUUCCGAGCUUUCUCUCCUCACAGAUUUUUCCUCUUUUGCCCCUUACUGCUCAGUCUAUGAAGGGAAUAGCUUUGGGUCCUGUUGAACUCAACCAGUCUUUCCUCACGGUCUCUUACAUAGAUUCAGUGGAGUCCUUCACUGUCAGUAAAACCUUAAGUUGAAACACUGGUUUGGGCAGAGAAGUUAAUGAGUAAUGACCACUGACGCAGCCCAAGUAUCAAAUGCAAUUAAUUAGUUUAACAAACAGGAGUAAAGCGGAGAGUGAUCCCUCAGCGUACUGAGGGAAGGGUGUGCUCCAUCUGGAAGCUCCAGAAGCUGUUCUGAUCACUAUUAACCACAUAGACUCUUCCGUAGGAGUUUUUGUCUAUAAACGUAAUAUAUAGAGCUGAGCUCAUUUUGCCACAUUCAUCAUUAACUAUUAAAAAAAUUUUUUGAGAAGAACAGGGUGACGUCUGGUGUCAUGCAGGUAAUUAACCAGCUGUGCUCUGAGCCUAGGACAUCCUGUAAGAGUCAAGUUUGCCUCUUACAUAGGUAGUUGCUUCAAACAGAGGGAAGGACAAAGCAGUUGUCAGAGGAAGAGCAGUCCCCUUGCUAAUCCUGCUUCCACCCGCCUGCAUACUCAGCUGCUGAGGUCUUUCACUGGGGGCAUUCUCUGUGCCUCUGACAGUCACUCAGUAGCAUUUUGUGAGAGAUCCUAUUCGGGUUUUGUUUUUUUUUUUUUUUUGCGAAGAUUGAAAACAAUAAAUAAGAAAACUUAUUUUCUGAAAACAUUUAGAGUCUCAAGGAAAUACGUGAGCAUGUCUUAAAUACCAGCCCAGUAACAUACUUAUUUGAGGCAUACGUUUCAUCUAAAGGAGUGUAAUUAGCUUGCCAUUUGCGUUAAGGUGGAUGUGCCAAAGUUACCACUUGAAGUAACAAAUUCAACUUAAUCAUACAUACCUUGGGCAUGUACAGAGAGGCAAAUAGGGAUGUGAAAGUAACGAGGCAAAAUUUCUGCCUGAAGAGCCGCAUCUCGGUAUCUCUAAUCAACAUGGCAGAAGUCAAUAGAAUGGCAUAGACUUUUUAAGCAGAAACGUGAUAUCGAAUUGCAAGGCGCUGGGAUUCCCAUGGCCUGAAGAGUGGUAGUUGGACUGGAAUGUCGCAACAGACCAGAAAUAUUGGGUGACUUAGACUACUGAUCACCUUCUUUCAUCUCCAAGCCAACAGUAAAAAAAAUCAGGUGGUACCACCCUCUGCAGUAUUUUUUUUUUUUCUUGAAUAAGUGUUUAUUUAUUUUGAGAGACAGGCAUAUAUAGAAUGAGCAGGGGAGGGGCAGAGAGAGAGGCAGAGAGAGAGAAUCCCAGGCAGGCUCCCUGCUGCCAGUGCAGAGCUUGACGCAGCCUUGAACUCACAAACCAGAAGAUCAUGACCAGAGCUGAAACCAGGAAUCGGACACUUGGCCAACGGGGCCAUCCAGGCACCCCAGAACUAAUAAAGUUGAUUCUUAACAAACAAAAUUACCUUUCCGGAAAGAUUUUCAUUACAGAAGGUGCGGUAGUUUUAUGAAUGCUUACAGCACUUUUGAUGUCCUGUCACACUUGCAAACGUGACUUGUUAAUGGCGCACAUGAUACUGAUGGAAAAAAGCGCAUCAGAUAAGGUGUUCUGUUAUGUGGAAGAUCGCAUAUAAUGAGGAGGUGCACCGACUACUUGGGUCAGCCGUCUCCACCAACAUAGAUAAACAGAUUCUCAUCACUUCUUCCUUCUCCCUCCUCUUAGAAGAGCGAUGGUUGAAAACGGAAAGAUGGGUAGAUGUUUUCUUUUUUGAUCGUAAAGAAAACGUGAGGGGUUCAGACUCCUGCUUUUUUGGCUGAGCUGCUGAGCUACAGUUUCGCAUGCGAGGAUUGGUGUCCUUGGAUUCUCAGUUUGUUUUCCUAAGUGGAAUUUCUUCAGCACUUCUGUGUAAUCUAUUUGACAUGGCUUCUGUCCCUUUGAAAGGAAGUAUGUUUGGUGAUUCAGUACAAUUGCCUUGUCUGAGCAGAUUUGCAGUUUUUUACCUUCUAUGAGAUGUAAAGGUUACAGCUAUCUGUUGUAAAUAUGGGCAGAAAGAAUAUUAAAGAUAGAAGAACUGAUGUGGAAGUGGAAAAUGUA
Molecule: messenger RNA, 4066 nt
Organism: Felis catus (domestic cat)
Lineage: Eukaryota; Metazoa; Chordata; Mammalia; Carnivora; Felidae
Gene: HPGD
Product: 15-hydroxyprostaglandin dehydrogenase
Exons: 5
Coding region: 36-491 (151 amino acids)
Cellular component (GO): cytoplasm
Molecular function (GO): oxidoreductase activity, acting on the CH-OH group of donors, NAD or NADP as acceptor
Source: RefSeq, a predicted model, not a curated record